Molecule: messenger RNA, 4868 nt
Organism: Trematomus bernacchii (emerald rockcod)
Lineage: Eukaryota; Metazoa; Chordata; Actinopteri; Perciformes; Nototheniidae
Product: zinc finger protein 420-like
Exons: 3
Coding region: 437-3652 (1071 amino acids)
Biological process (GO): regulation of transcription by RNA polymerase II
Cellular component (GO): nucleus
Molecular function (GO): RNA polymerase II transcription regulatory region sequence-specific DNA binding; DNA-binding transcription factor activity, RNA polymerase II-specific
Source: RefSeq, a predicted model, not a curated record
UGAUGUCCGGAAGAAGUCAGCAUGGCGGAUUUAUUUUUCACUUCAUGCUUUUCUGUUCACUGUUCUGCUAUAAUGUAUUGACAUUUUUAACCGAUAUGUAACCCCGCGUGAGCUGUGUAUUCAUACAGUAACGGCUGCGGAGGGAUCUCGCUGCACCGCUGCCUGUCUCCCUGCUCACAUCGUGACUUGUGACCCAGUUGGGUUUGGCAGUUUUUCCAGACCACUACCGUAAUGCAUAGGAUAUUCGCGCACCACAAUACAACGGGCGGGCUGGCUUGACUGUGUUUUCCGAAGUGGAGGCUGGCUUGACUGCAGUUAAAUAAUGCAGAGAAUGUUGUUUCCUAGACUGAUCUCAGUGGGAUGAAACUUCAGGAGCCUGAACAAGGAUCAGAGAAGAAACCAAAUUGAACACAAAUAAAAACACCAGAAACUAACAAUGGAUAAAGUGACUAUCGGUGAGGAGGUGACGAGACAAGAGCUUCUCCCAGAGCCUCUACUGAUAAUCCUGUCCCCACCUCCGCCUUUCUUACCCGGCGCUGGUAAACCGACCAUGUUUUGGCACAAGUGGCUAAAAGCUUUUGAACACUACUUUCACGCUCUUGGUGAAAACGAGCUUGCUGAAUCCUCUAAGUGUGGGCUCCUAAGGAACUGCCUUGGCCUUGAAGGCCAGCAUAUCUUCACCGCUCUGAUCCAGAGUGAAACUUCGUACACAGCAGUCAUCUCCUCGCUGACGCUUUACUUCUGCUCCGAUCACACCUCUCAGAUGUGCCGCCUUAAAUUUCAUCAGAGGGCUCAGAUGCCCGGGGAGGGUGUAGACGUGUUUGUGUCUGCGUUAGAAGAACUGCUGAGACCUUGCAAUUAUGGACACUUACAAGACAAACUUAUCCUGGAUCAGCUGAUUGAGAAAACCAACUGCCCACCCCUCAAAGAGAGGCUGCUGUUGGAGAGGGAAACGUUGACCGUGGACAAAGCAUUGGUCAUUGGUAAAGAGGUUGAAUCUGCUUUCAAUGAAACUGACCUGUUUAGUAUUCAUGAGGUCAGUGUGGACAUUGAAGACGAUUUAGGCCCUCCUGUUCCAACAAAGCGUAAAAGAGGAAGACCUCGGCGUGGGGAGGGAAAGCUGAAAAUCGAAACAAAACCACCCCCGACCAAAACUCAUACAAGAUCAUCUAGACACAAAGAUAGUUACUAUUACAGCAAUGAUAAGCAAUAUUAUAGUGAAAAUGAUGAAGGUGUGUCUGAAAGUGCUCAUGAGACUAAUCUAGCUUUGGAUGAACCCAACGAUGAAGCAGCUAAAGAGGAGAAAAGAGCGUUAUCAUCAUCAUCCUUAGAUUGGAUGGAAGAGGAAGGCUGCAACUAUGCUAGUGAUGGUGUCGAUGAUGAAGAUGUAGAUGUAGAUCAAGAUGUAGAUCAAGAUGUAGAUCAAGAUGUAGAUGAAGACUUUAAACCUAAACAAAAAGGCCCCUACUGUCCCAUUUGUGUCACAACGCGCUUUAGAGACAUAAACAAGCUCAGCAGACACAUGAGGAUGCACACGAAGGAGAAACCGUUCAGCUGCCCGGUCUGCUCUACGACCUUCAGCCAAUCCUACCACAUGACCCGACACAUGAGGAACCAGCACAAUGCGGGACAACACGUCUGUUCCACGUGUGGGGAAAGUUACAAGAGCCUUGCAGAUCUGCAAAGUCACAAGAAGACGCAUUUGUCAUGUCCAAGCUGUCAGAAAGAAUUCACUAACAAUAAAGCAUUGUGUAGUCAUGUCAUGUCACACAGCGAAGACCAGUCCACCCAGGUAGAGGGUCAAAGUCAACUUUAUUGUCCAUCUCAAGAUGUGUUUGUACACACAGAGGGUCAGAGUCCUCUGCAAAAUGAUGAAAUAAAAAACCAAGAAAUCAAAUCAAUAAACAAAAAUAAUAAUGAGAGUAUUGAUAUCAAUGAUAAUGUUGCUGAGAACAGUGCAGACUCUGAUAAUAGUGAUUCUCAGGAUGAAGAAUGUGAAGAUAAUGUUAAGGAUAAGGACACUGAAAAAGCUACAUCUCAAGAUGAAGGCAGUCCCAAAGAAGAAGGAGCCUCCAAGACUAAAACAAAGGGCCAUGUCUGUCCCAUCUGUGUCGGCAGGCGCUUCAGAGGGGCAAACAAACUCGCAAGACACAUGAGGACACAUACAAAGGAGAGACCAUUCGGCUGCCCUGUCUGCGAUAUGAGCUUCAGCCAAUCCUACCACAUGACCCGACAUCUGAGGAAGCAGCACGGCAUGGGUCAGUACAUCUGCGAAAAAUGUGGGAAAAAUUUUGCGAGCUGGCUGGAGAUGAGAGCACACAAGAAGACUCAUGCUGUUGACGGCCUGACAUGUAUUGCUUGUGAUAAACAGUUUAAAGAGAAGGCUGCCCUAGUGAGUCAUCUUAAAUUACACAAGAAGGUCCAGGCCAAACCCCGGAGCCUCACCUGCGGCGAUUGCGGCAAAGUAUUCGGUCGUAUGUAUCAUCUGAAAAGGCACAUAGUGACCCAUCGCAAAGCAACAAACGGAGAUAUUUACACGUGCCCUGAUUGUCAGAAGGAUUUUGCCUUCCCAGAAGACCUCAACAAACACCUGGAGAUUCAUUUAAAAGAAAACAAUGGGACCUGUCCAAAAUGUGACGAAACCUUCAGUAGUCCAGAAGGCCUGGAGGCGCACAUGGGGGUCCAUGAGAAGUCUUACGCCUGCAGCACCUGCGGGAAGAAGUUCAAGGUCGAGUAUGCGCUGAAGAAGCAUGAGCAAGGGCAUCAAGACGAACAGUUUUAUUGUUCGUUGUGCCGCAAACACUUCAUCAAGCUGUCCCACUACAAGAGGCACAUGACGGUCCACGACAGACGGGAAUCUAGAUGUCCUCACUGUGACAGCAUCUUUCUGCAGCUAACAGCUUUUAAGUAUCACCUGCGGACUCACACAGAGGAGAGGCCGUACCAGUGCACCUGUUGCAUCGAGACCUUUGAGGAGAAGAAAGAUCUGGAUCAACACUGCUUGAGGCACAGGAAAUUCAAGAAGGAGAUGCCAAACUCGUGCACUAGGUGCGAUUGUGCUUUCUCUACACUCCUUGAGCUGACGGACCACAUGAGCUCACAUGAUGGAGAGCAGCCAAUGACCUGCCCCAUCUGUGGCAAGACUUUCCUCAACAAGAGCAAGAUGGAAAGGCACCUGAGCAUCCACUCGGGGGAGAGGCCGCACCUUUGCUCCAUCUGCGGCAACGGCUUCCCCUCGGCCGCCAGCCUCAAGUUACACUCCCACAUCCACACCGGGGAGAAACCCUUCCCGUGUCCGCAGUGCAGCAAGAGCUUCAGGUCGUCCAGCGGGCUGCGGCUGCACGGCCGGCAGCACAUGGAGGUGCGGCCCAGCUUCGAGUGUCUCGAGUGCGGCAGGACUUACGGUCGCAUCACGGAGCUGAAAAUGCACCAGCGCUACCACACGGGGGAUAAGCCGUACGCAUGCACCUGCUGCAACAAACGCUUUAUUAGCAAACACAAGCUGAACGUUCACAUGAGGAUACACACGGGCGAGAGGCCGUACGCCUGUCCUCACUGCGGACAGACAUUCACACAGACUGGAGACAGAAACAGACACAUCAGUAAAUACCACGAGUUAGAUACUGCAGUACCUAACUCCAGUGAAGAUUAGGUUGCUUUUGAAUGAUUGUGCCAGUGGUUUUACAUGUAGGGGGUGACCAGGUGCCAACAAGCCACAAAUAGGACGUUUUUGUGGGACAAUGCGGGACAUGUUACUGCGUUGCUUAGAGCUGGAUUAGAUGUUUAUAUAGUGAAGGAAUUAAAUAUGUGUUUUGAAUGGAAUUAACAUAACAAAUUAUUAUGAGCAGAAAAAAAUGACCGGAUCUAGCUUACUGCCCGGUCUGCUGCCCUGUGUGCUAAACGUUAAUUAAAUCAGCUGCUGUUACUUCAUCUCUUUUGGUUUCAGGAGCAAUAUAUCCAUAGAUCGUGGGGGGGGUCUGUGGUAGAGCAGGCUCAUGACUGUUAGCGCCGGAGCCUCGCUGCGGAGAAACUGUCGUGCAUAAUUGCGCCGCAUUUGCGCAUAAGAUGCAGCCCCACACACUCUGCGUGUUCUGCGUGUAGGGAGGGGCGGCCCUGCCCAUAAGUUAAUACAUUUCUCUGUUGAUUGACAUCUGACACAGCUAAUGGUGAUGAUAGUCCUCUCGUUUUCUACACACCUUUGUAAAAAAGCCUUGUUUAAGACGGGCGACUGUCAAUCAAAUGCGGGACAUCGGCAAAAUGUGUGGGACAAAUUAUCAAAAUGCUGUGCAGUCCCGCACAAAGCGGGACACCUGGUCACCCUAUUUGCAUGUUUGUUGGGGUUGGGAGCAAUUACAAUCAAUGAAUGCAAAACCACUGUCUUCUCUGUCCAGACUUUACUGUCUACAAACAGUUUCUCCCUGAUUUGUUAUUUUCUGCAAGCUUCAUACCUGGACUCUCUUCGAUAUCACUACAUUUGACCACUUAAUACAACAGCUGUGCAUGAGGGUUUAGUCAUUGUAGUCCAUCCCCCUCACCCCUUCUCCAUACAAGCACCUUGCACUCCCAACAACUCACACUAGUGACAGAAUGCGAGUUUCACAGUUUGGCGUGCCCAAAUCUGUAGCUACAUACUAGUUUAAAUUAAGUAGUAUCAAGUAUAUCACUGAAAUGAUGCAACAAAAGAUUCAAAGAUCAUUGUUCAAUGCUUCUGUUGUCCUCCAUUACACAGUUUGUGUUACAUAGUCUUAUGUUGUUUCUUUUCACAUCUUAGAUUAUUUUAGUUUCGACUUCUCGGUAACCAAGCGUUUGUAACUGUGUUAAAAGUGCCAUAAAAAUAAAACUAUUAUUCACUCUGCUUGCACAUUUAA